Molecule: messenger RNA, 1044 nt
Organism: Opisthocomus hoazin
Lineage: Eukaryota; Metazoa; Chordata; Aves; Opisthocomiformes; Opisthocomidae
Source: RefSeq, a predicted model, not a curated record
UUCACCGGCAUGCACAAAGGCUGUGCCUUCCUCACCUACUGCGCCCGUGACUCGGCCCUGAAGGCGCAGAGUGCCCUGCACGAGCAGAAGACGCUGCCUGGGGCACAGGCUGCCAUCAACAGCCUGCACGGCAGCCAAACCAUGCCGGGUGCCUCGUCCAGCCUGGUGGUGAAGUUUGCGGACACGGAUAAGGAGAGGACCCUGCGGCGGAUGCAUCAGAUGGCGGGGCAGCUGGGCAUCUUCAACCCCAUGACCAUCCAGUUUGGUGCCUACGGGGCCUAUACGCAAGCGAUCAUGCAGCAGCAGGCGGCCCUGAUGGCGGCCGCGCAAGGGAAGCAGCUCUGCCCCUCCGUGGUGGCGCUUGGCCGAGGGCCCUCUCCCGCGGGAGCUGUGCAUCCCUGGGUUCCUCUGGCUUAUUCUCUCUUCCUUCUCCCUUCUUUUGUCUCCUCAGCUCAAAGCCCCACGGUGGCAGAUCCCCUCCAGCAAGCCUACGCAGGCAUGCAGCACUAUGCAGCAGCAUCUCCCACCGCCUACGCGCCCAUCAGCCAAGCCUUUCCCCAGCAAGCGCCCAUCAUCCCACAGCAGCAGCGAGAAGGUCCCGAAGGCUGUAACCUGUUUAUUUAUCACCUGCCCCAGGAGUUUGGAGAUGCGGAGCUCACGCAGAUGUUCUUGCCUUUCGGCAAUGUCAUCUCUGCCAAAGUCUUUGUGGACCGUGCCACCAACCAGAGUAAAUGCUUUGGUUUCGUCAGUUUUGACAAUCCGACGAGCGCUCAGGCAGCCAUUCAGGCCAUGAACGGCUUCCAGAUCGGCAUGAAGAGGCUAAAAGUCCAGCUAAAGCGGCCGAAAGAUGCCAACAGACCCUACUGACCCCUGAUCACCCUGGCCCUACGGAGAGGUCGGGCGUCCCGUGGUGUCUGACGACUUUCCCCUUCCCCAAGUGCAGUAUCCAAACCCGUAACUCUCUUUCUUUGCAACACAUCCCGGAGGAGGAAGAGGAGGAGGAGGAGGAAGAAGAGGAGGAGGAGGAGGUGGUGAUGGAGGAAA